CCAGAGCGCGGGAUUCUCGCCGUUUGGGAAACAAGGCGAGCCAGACCCAGAGCCUUGGCUCGGUCCCUCCCUCCCCUGGCACCCGCAGUGGCGGCGCGCGUAGAGCCUGCGAUCACCUCAGAAAUGAGUCCUGUCCUCUUCCUGUCCCUUCUCGCUGUUAGUGGCGCCCAUCUCCCCGCGAAUCUACGGAGCGUCCCUGGCGCCAUUAUAGAGGACCUUGGUGUAACUUUCCCUGUCACUAAUCAUGUAGAGAUAACUGUAGUACUCACCCCUUUAUUAGAAUUCUCUUCACUUGCCACAUUUCACCAUGCCAUGCUCAAAGAGCUAAGAUAUAUAUCAUGAUAAGAUUUUGAAUGGUACACAGAGAGAGCUUCUCACUCACAUCCUGAAUGCCACAAUAGAUGACUUGAGUAAAUUCACUACUAGCAACCAUUCAUGCUCUCGCCGUGGUCUUAUAAACGCAAUUGGAAAUAUUGCACACGCAUUUUUUUGGUGUCAUUGACGAAGACACCCUUAACAGCUGUCUUGCUGAUUAUAAGUCAUCCCUACAUAACGUCAUUGCAAGAUUUGACUCUUCAGUUCAUGCGUUAGAUUACAUUAGUAGGAACAUUAAGUCACUCUGCACCUUAUGCUCCAGUAUUGAGGAACAGUUACAUACAUUGUCCAAGGAUAUCACUAACGUGCAACGAUUCACCCACUUCGCUAUUGGCGUAUUUUCUUAUCAGUUAGCUACAGAACGUUUCAGUACAGACUUAAUAAUGGCUGCCCGUGGUGAGGGUCCUUCCAGGCUUAAUAUCCCCACAUGAUAUGCAUAACUUCAUAACCAGGGUCACCUCUAUGUCUUACCAAACUCUUUUUAACCUUGGAGACACAACACACUUCUUCACCCAUCUACUCUCUUACCUGACACCCCGUGGCCUGUCCGUCCUUAUACUCCUCCUACCCUUAAACACAUUUAAAACAUGUGUAUACACCCCUUUCCUCACAUUACUAACAGUACCCCAUGUAUCUUCUCUUCUGCCCCCACUAUCAUCCUUAUGUCCCUGCAAGGUCAGUCCCUAUCCAUUCCAUCCCCUGACUUCCUUAAUGGGUGUCUACAGCCAUCACCCCGUCGUUUCAUAUGCCACACACACACCCUACCACAGACCAGUUAUAACAUACCAUCUUGUUCACGUGCCCUCAUGUCUAGCAUCAACAUACACUCCCAGUGCACUUUUGACGAGAUUCCUCUUUCACCAUAUCCCUUUGUCCUGUCCUUACCUGAUGUAUCAAUCCUACACUUCUUCCAAGUUACAACGGCAACUAUUAAAUGCCAUGAUGCACCCAAUGACACACUUAUCACAGGCACAUUUGUACUACCCCAUACUUGCCAACUCUCUACUUCUUCAAUUACCAUACCAGCAACACGCGUCUUACUAAUGUCUUCCAGACUAAGUGCUCCAGUGAACACCCCUUUUAGCUUACCACCACCAACAUUUAAUGUAACACUACCAAGAUCAAGACUUCGAUUACUCCCACCACCUGAUGACAUACCUAUGCUCUUCCUUGACUCACAUCACACUACCUUUGGCUACCCUGUCUACAUCACCCGUCUUGGCAUCCUCAUCGUCUUCCUUUCCUUCUAUAUCUAUCGUAAGGUCACUAUUCGUCUUCUCGGUGAACGGAUAGAACAAGGUAACAACUAACCCCUCCCCCCCACACCACCUGAGGGACUGGCCAUGCACAGGUUUGAACUUGGUCAACUGGUUGCGAAUGGCAGUCGAUGUUCAUGGAAACCUUUGCAUUCUGCCUCACAGCAUGUCAAGCACGAGAGGGACCUGCCACCUACCAGCGGCCGCUGGCCUCAUCACAGUAAUUUUUCUGCCAUUUCAACGUUACAGAUGUUAUACGUAGCCGAGCGAUAUAAACAUCUGCAAGGUGGUGCUCCACACAUCUGUCCCUAGCUGAACAAAGGCUGCGCCUUCCUGUCGCUGCCUCCUGAG
Penaeus monodon (black tiger shrimp) is the source of this 1982-nucleotide messenger RNA. RefSeq lists its product as uncharacterized. The coding region runs from base 963 to 1685 and encodes 240 amino acids. NCBI's taxonomy places the organism in Eukaryota, Metazoa, Arthropoda, Malacostraca, Decapoda, Penaeidae. The record is from RefSeq and is a predicted model, not a curated record. The transcript has 2 exons.